Messenger RNA from Salvia splendens (bonfire salvia), 1878 nucleotides. Its product is annotated as probable carotenoid cleavage dioxygenase 4, chloroplastic. The transcript is spliced from 2 exons. Gene Ontology annotation, cellular component: chloroplast stroma. Bases 22 to 1761 code for a protein of 579 amino acids. Gene Ontology annotation, molecular function: carotenoid dioxygenase activity. Lineage: Eukaryota; Viridiplantae; Streptophyta; Magnoliopsida; Lamiales; Lamiaceae. Gene Ontology annotation, biological process: carotene catabolic process. The record is from RefSeq and is a predicted model, not a curated record.
CCUUCACAAACAAGAGAGAAAAUGGAAGCCCUUUCUUCCUCAUUCCUCCAAGCAUACCCUCUCAAUCACACACCUUCUUCCCCAUCACCAAUCCUCAAACUCAAAAUUUCAUCAGUCCAAAUCGAUGAAAAACAAGCUAAAACUUAUCAUCAAACAACAUUUCUCCCUCAAAAAAAGCCCAAACAUUCACACAAUCCAAAUACCACCACACCUCCAAAACCAAACCAAAUCAGCAAAAUCUUCGCCUCAUUGGACAAUUUCAUCACCGAUUUCAUCGACCUCCCUCUCCGCCCCUCCAUCGACCCCCACCACGUCCUCUCCGGCAACUUCGCCCCCGUCCCCGAGCAUCCCCCGACCCCCUGCCCCGAGGUCAAGGGCACCCUCCCCCUGGCCUUAAACGGCACCUACAUCCGCAACGGCCCCAACCCCCAGUUCUUCCCCCGCGGGCCCUACCACAUGUUCGACGGCGACGGCAUGCUCCACGCCGUCACCGUCUCCGGCGGCCGCGCCAUAUUCUGCAGCCGCUUCGUCAAGACCUACAAGUACAGCCUCGAGAAGGAGGUCGGGUCUCCGGUCAUCCUCAACGUCUUCUCCGCCUUCAACGGCCUCCCCGCCUCCCUCGCGCGGUGCUCCGUCACCUUCGCCCGCUUCCUCCUCCGCCAGUACGACCCCCGCCGCGGCGUCGGCGGCGCGAACACCAGCCUCGCCUUGAUCAGCGGGAAAUUGUUCGCUCUAGGGGAGUCUGAUCUCCCCUACAGAGUGGAGAUAACACCAGACGGAGACAUCGUCACCAUAGGCCGCCACGAGGCCUUUGGUGAGCCGUACAUGACAAUGACGGCUCACCCUAAGACGGACGCGGAGACAGGAGAGGUCUUCGCGUUCCGCCACAGCAUAAACGCUCCGUAUUUAUCCUUCUUCAGGAUAAAUGCGGAGGGGAUCAAGCAGCCGGAAAUUCCGAUUGCGUCGCUGAAUGAAGCUUCUCUUGUUCACGAUUUCGCGAUCACGAGAAAUUACGCGGUGUUUCCCGAUCCGCAGAUCGUGAUCAAGCCGGCGGAGAUCGUGAGGGGGCGGGCGCCGCUGAGGAUUGAUGCGGCGAAGGUGCCGAGGCUGGGGAUCGUUCGGCGCUGCGAGGAGAGCGGCGGCGAGAUGUGGUGGGCGGACGUGCCGGGGUUUAAUAUGAUGCACGCCGUGAACGCGUGGGAGGAGGACGGCGGCGACACCGUCGUGGUGGUGGCGUCGAAUGUGCAGCCGGUGGAGCAUGUGCUGGAUCGGAUUGAUUUGAUUCACUCUUCCGUGGAGAGGGUGGAGAUAAAUGUCGGGGACAGGAGUGUGCGGCGGCGAGCGGUGGCUGUCGGAAAUCUGGAUUUCGCCGUCAUCAAUCCGGCUUACGUUGCGAAGAAAAACAGGUAUGUUUAUGCAGCAAUAGGAGCACCAAUGCCUAAAAUAGGAGGGGUGGUUAAGAUAGAUCUAUCACUUUCAACCAAGGACUCCGGCGAUUGCACGGUGGCGAGACGCAUAUAUGCACCGGGAUGCUACGGCGGCGAACCAUUCUUUGUGGCAAGAGAACCUGAUAAUCCGGAGGCGGCGGAGGAUGACGGCUAUUUAGUGACAUAUUUACACGAUGAGAAUAGUGAGGAAUCCAAGUUCAUAGUGAUGGAUGCCAAAUCUCCAAAUCUUGAUGUUAUUGCCGCCGUUAAGCUGCCUGGACGAGUCCCUUAUGGCUUCCAUGGAAUUUUUGUGCCUCGCAAUACCAAUUCCUAAGUAGGAAAUUAAUAUUGAUACAAAAAUGUAAGUUGUAUUGCUUAAUAUACCCACUAUAUUUAAAUUUACAUGAAUUCAAAUUUGGUUUGUAAAUAUGUACGGUUUCCAGAAAAAAAA